AAAUAAAGUACCAAAAUUGCUCUCAACAAUUAACUGACACAAUGGCCGUUAUUCGUUAAUGGUUUCCACGUCAUAAAGAAAAACCCGCCACCGCCAGGCUACGUCGGCAGGUAAAGAGAGAAAGGAGAAAAUGAAAUCCCAGCAGCUGACCUGACAAACAGCUAACGAACAAAUUCAACAGACACAAUCAAUCAAUCGAUCGAUCUGAUUGGUUUCUUGACCCGAAAGCGAAGUUUUAAACUCUCAACACAAACACCAAAAUUUAACAAAAACCCAAAAAUUCCCUUUUUUUUUUCUUCGAGCGAAAACCCAGGUACUCGAUCAUCACAAAAUACUUUCUAUUUGGAUAAUUUCGGAAGGUGUUGAUUAAAGUUGAAUAAGAGAUGGCGUUGUUUCGUAAAUUGUUCUACCGGAAGCCUCCUGAUGGGCUUCUCGAGAUCUGUGAGAGUGUUUACGUGUUUGAUUACUGUUUCACCACCGAUGCUUGGCAAGAAGAAAAUUAUAAAAGCUAUAUGCGUGGAAUAGUCGGUCAACUUAAAGAACACUUCCCUGAUUCUUCAUUCUUGGUGUUCAAUUUCCGUGAGCGACAGAGACAGAGCCAGUUUGCUAACAUCCUGUCUGAGUAUGAGAUGACCAUCAUGGAUUACCCUCGGGAAUAUGAAGGUUGCCCAUUGCUCAAAAUGGAGGUGAUCCACCAUUUUCUAAGAUCAGGUGAAAGCUGGCUCUCAGUUGGGCAACAAAAUCUGCUUCUGAUGCAUUGCGAACAAGGUGGCUGGCCAGUUAUGGCUUUCAUGCUGGCAGCACUACUGAUCUAUAGGAAGCAGUACAUUGCAGAGCAGAAGACUCUUGACAUGAUCUACAGACAGGCGCCUCGUGAACUUUUGCAAUUGCUGUCACCACUGAAUCCUAUCCCUUCUCAAUUGCGUUAUCUACAAUAUGUUUCAAGGAGGAAUGUGGCUUCAGAAUGGCCUCCAUUGGACAGAGCUCUUACAUUGGAUUGUGUUAUUCUAAGAUUUAAUCCUAAUUUUGAUGAAGAAGGGGGUUUUCGUCCAUUAUUUCGAAUAUAUGGACAUGAUAUUUCAGAGAAAGCUAUCAAUAUUAUGUGCACAACUCCUAGGAAAGGCAAAACUGUCAGGGUUUAUAAGCAGACUGAAUGUGAACUGGUUAAAAUUGACAUCAAUUGCCAUAUCAAAGGUGAUGUUGUGCUUGAGUGCAUUAGCUUGGAGGAUGACAUGGAACAUGAACACAUGAUAUUUCGAGCUGUGUUCAACACUGCCUUUAUCAGGUCAAACAUCUUGAUACUUAACCGUGAUGAAAUUGACACAUUGUGGGAUUCUAAAAUUCAAUUUCCAAAGAACUUUAGAGCAGAGAUUCUUUUCUCAGAGGUGGAUGCUUCUGAUUCGGUUGUUGCAGUAGAUUUCUCUUGCUUUGAGGAAAAGGAAGGUCUACCAGAGGAAGCAUUUGAUAAAGUUCGAGAGAUCUUCAGCUAUGUUGAUUGGCCAGAUUCCAAGGCAGAUGUUGCCCGUAAUAAGCUUCAACAAAUUAGUGCAUCAAAUGUUAUCCAAGAAAAUAGCCCUCAAAGUCCUCGAAGCCCUCGAGUACUGGACAUAGGUCCUAGAAAGCGUCAAGAGAGAAAGAAACAUGCAAUCUUGGAUAUUGGAAAGGAGAGCUCCAUGUUCUCAGCACAAAAGAUUGAGUUUCUACACUCACCAAAUUCAUCUCCACAUGCUCAUGUGAUUGAGAAGGCUAAGCACAAAAUCCUUCAAGUUGGAUCUCAACUUGCCAAUCAGUCUGAUCUAAGGUGUCAACAACCACCUCAGUUACCAUUAGAUUUUCACACUAAACCUCUAUCGCAUGUUGAUGCCUCAUGUGAAAGUGCUGAUGUCACUCAUAAGGUGAUUUGCAAGGAUACCUCAAAUCAAACCUUGUCAAUUCCAGAUGGAACUGGACCUUUGGAACCUUCAAUUGUUUCUAUUUCACCAUCAACACCUCCAUUGCGACCUAGCAUAAAUUCUAGUGCCUCAAAAACUCUUCCAACUUCACCACCAUCUUCUCAUCAUCUUUCUACUUCAAAACCAAUAGAUCCCUCAUUUAUAAAAGAGACUAAAACUCAUUUAGGGGGAAAAGAUCAAUUAUCAUCAAGCAUUCCCCAAACUACUGGUACUCCCUUAACUUCGCCACUACCUCCCACUCCUCCUUUGGGACUACCAACACCUCCCCCAAUGGCACCUUUGAGAGAUGAGCCGUCCAUUAAGGAUAGAGCUCCACCAACACCACCACCUCCUCCUCCAACUCCACCUAUGAAGGAGAAUGGUGCUAUUAGAGCUGGACCUCCUCCACCCCCACCCCCUCCUCUUCAUUCAGGCCAAGCAACCAGUUUGACUAUUUCAACUCCAAUGCCACCACCACCACCACCUCCAUCCACUUUGUCAUCCAAUCCUUCUCAUGUUCCUUCCGUGCCUCCUCCUCCCCUUCCUGGUAAUAGUGGAGGUAAUAAUUUAUUUGAAUCUCCAUCUCCUGUGCCACCAACUCCUGCUCCACCAUUCAUUUCUCCUUGUAGCACCAAGGGACGAUUAUCUCGUACUAUAAGCUCAAGGAGCAAUCAAACCAAAAAGCUGAAGCCAUUGCAUUGGUUGAAGUUAUCAAGGGCUGUUCAAGGAAGCUUAUGGGCAGAGACACCGAAAUCUGGUGAAGCCCCCAAGGCUCCAGAGAUUGACUUCUCAGAGCUUGAGAGUCUUUUUUCAGCAUCAGCCCCAAAUUCAGAUCAUGGGAGGAAGUCAGGCACGCGUAGCUCACGGGGACCUAAAGUUGAUAAAGUGCAACUGAUUGAUCACAGACGAGCUUAUAACUGUGAAAUCAUGCUUUCGAAGGUGAAAGUGCCACUAAAUGAAUUAAUGAGUUCAGUGCUUGCCCUAGAGGAUUCAACAUUAAGUACGGAUCAGGUUGAGAACCUCAUAAAGUUCUGUCCUACAAAAGAGGAGAUGGAACUACUGAAGGGCUACACUGGAGAACAGGAAAAGUUAGGGAAAUGCGAACAGUUUUUCUUAGAGUUAAUGAAAGUACCAAGAGUAGAAUCUAAGCUCAGAGUCUUCUCAUUUAAGAUGCAGUUUCAUUCCCAGGUUUCUGACCUUAGGAAAAUCCUGAAUGUGGUGAAUUCUACAGCAGAAGAGAUCAGGAGUUCGGCCAAAUUGAAAAGCAUCAUGCAGACUAUUCUUUCAUUAGGAAAUGCCUUAAACCAGGGAACUGCCAGGGGUUCUGCUAUUGGAUUUAGGUUGGAUAGUCUUCUUAAACUAACUGAGACUCGGGCAAGGAACAACAAGAUGACUCUCAUGCAUUAUCUUUGUAAGGUGCUUGCUGACAAAUUACCAGAACUUCUAGAUUUUUCAAAGGAUCUUGCCAGUUUGGAACCUGCAUCAAAGAUACAACUUAAAUUUUUGGCAGAGGAAAUGCAAGCCAUAAGCAAAGGAUUAGAAAAGGUUGUACAGGAACUUUCAACCUCUGAGACUGAUGGUCCUAUAUCAGAUAAUUUUCGCAAGAUUUUAAAAGAGUUCCUUCGUUUUGCUGAGGCUGAAGUGAGGGCUUUGGCUUCUCUAUACUCAGGAGUGGGCAGAAAUGUGGAUGCAUUGAUUCUUUAUUUUGGAGAAGAUCCAGCACGUUGUCCCUUUGAACAAGUUGUUACAACUCUACUGAAUUUUGUGAGAUUGUUCAACAAAUCCCAUGGGGAAAACUGCAAGCAGCUUGAGAUAGAAAUGAAGAAAUCAGCAGAAAAUGAGAAGUCGAGACUAAGUGUUUCACGGGGUUCUGAAGGUAUGUCACCCAAAACAGUUAAGAGUGGCGGCGUCUAGUAAUUGACCACUUGAGGAUGGGUAUACUCAGAAGAAACACAGCAUGGCACAGGCAUCCGAAUGGGGGUUAGCAGAUGAUGAUCUUAUCGAUGUUGGUCGUUGUAGAUAUGCAGUUACCUCAUGGUUGCAUUUGGUUCUUCUAAAAGGUGAGCUUAUAAUCAUAUUUUAUGUUUCUGUUGAUCCACAUGAUAUCUUUCUCUGCGCGAUAAAGGAAUAUAGGCUUUUCCACCCUUUUGUGAAAUAAUUAUUAAUGUUGUUACUCUCAUUCUCUUUGGAGCAGACAUCAUGUAAGUCUGCUUUCAUGAUCAUCAUCUUUGGUAGGCAACUUGUAAAGUAACCCAUAUAACAAAUCUCUUCAUGUAAAUGAGGAUGUUUACUGUUCUUCUCUUC
Molecule: messenger RNA, 4235 nt
Organism: Manihot esculenta (cassava)
Lineage: Eukaryota; Viridiplantae; Streptophyta; Magnoliopsida; Malpighiales; Euphorbiaceae
Product: formin-like protein 13
Exons: 17
Coding region: 384-3845 (1153 amino acids)
Source: RefSeq, a predicted model, not a curated record